Messenger RNA from Aspergillus novofumigatus IBT 16806, 1978 nucleotides. RefSeq names its product sugar porter family MFS transporter. NCBI's taxonomy places the organism in Eukaryota, Fungi, Ascomycota, Eurotiomycetes, Eurotiales, Aspergillaceae. Gene Ontology annotation, molecular function: carbohydrate:proton symporter activity. The record is from RefSeq and is a predicted model, not a curated record. The transcript is spliced from 8 exons. Gene Ontology annotation, cellular component: membrane. Bases 449 to 1939 code for a protein of 496 amino acids. Gene Ontology annotation, biological process: carbohydrate transport; transmembrane transport.
CUCUGACCUUCGUUUUUUCCCCGUCCAACCCGCCCUAACAACGAGCUCCAAGCGUUCUCGGCGUCUGAAGUAUCUUCGCCUGAACUGCUCAUCAUCUGCUGUAAUUCGUGGAAAGUUUCCGGCGCGCUCGUCGUCUUUUUUUCCGUGGCUGCCAGUCAUAUUACCCACACAUUUGCAGGGUGACGGUUAGUGAUAUCAGACACCGUCGGUUAUAUAUACAUUACCGGGUCAGUUGGUCGAUCUGCUGGUCUGUUGGGGUGAAAGAGACAUAAUCAUUGUCAUCCCUGGGAUCUAGAAUUGCCUUCGGUUUUCGCUUCAGGGGUCUUCUUCAAUAAUCUUGUCAGGGAUGAGCGUGGGAUUUUAAUCGCGUUCCAGGUGUCUUAAAUAAUAUCGACUUUUCACUUGUUAAUUCUUUAACCCUGCUGAGGAGCCUACUGUCGUCGUCAACAUGUCUGCCCUCCUCAGAAAGCUCGUCCACAAUGAGGCGAUACGAGAGGAUCCCAAGGAAAUCUAUGGGUGGAGAGUGUAUAUGCUUGCCUGCUCGGCAUGCUUUGGUGGUAUGCUUUUUGGGAUGGAAACAGGUAUCAUUGGGGGUGUUCUCACAAUGAAACCUUUCAUGGCGAAAUAUGGCCUGAACAAUCUGAGUUCAGUCGCCCAGGCAAAUCUGUCUGCCAACAUUGUGUCCACGCUGCAAGCGGGCUGUUUCUUUGGAGCCCUCAUCGCUUCGCAAGUGGCUGAUCGCUGGGGAAGAAAGCCCGGUCUGAUAUCGGCAUCGAUUAUGGCGAUCCUUGGUGUGAUCAUGCAGGUUGCCGCCAGUGGCCACCUGGAGGCCCUGUAUAUUGGACGACUAGUUACCGGCUUCGGUGUCGGUUUCGCCUCGAUGAUCAACCCCCUCUACGUGUCGGAGAACGCUCCUCGUGCCAUCCGUGGCAUGCUGACCGGGCUGUACCAGCUCUUCAUUACCAUGGGCAUCAUGCUGGCGUUCUGGAUCAACUAUGGCUCCUUGCUGCACAUCAGCGGCCCGGCCAUGUACCUCGUGCCGCUGGCCAUGCAGGCCCUCCCCGCCAUCCUCCUCCUGGUCGGUAUGCUCCUGUGCAACGAGUCUCCCCGCUGGCUCGCCCGCCAGGACCGCUGGGAAGCCGCGCGCGCCACACUCGCCCAACGCGAAUUCCAGGACAUCGUCGCGCAGCUCGAGCACGAGCGCCAGCUCAUCGGCGGCUCCGGCCCCUGGGACCUCAUGCGGGAAAUGUGGACGAUCCCGGGCAACCGCAAGCGCGCCCUCAUCAGCAUCUUCCUCAUGAUCUGCCAGCAGAUGACCGGCACCAACGCAAUCAACUACUACGCACCGCAGAUCUUCAAGAACCUCGGCGUCACCGGCAACGCCACCGGCCUCUUCGCCACAGGCGUCUACGGCAUCGUCAAGGUCGUCGGCUGCGCUGUCUUCCUCGUCUUCGUCGCCGACUCCCUCGGCCGCCGCCGCUCCCUCCUCUGGACCUCCAUCGCACAGGGCCUCACCAUGCUCUACAUCGGCCUGUACGUCCGCAUCUCGCCCCCCAAGACCGGCGAGCCCGUCAUCCCCGCCGGCUACGUCGCCCUCAUCCCCACCGCCCGCCUGCGUGGCCUGAACGUCUCCUUCGCUGCCGCGACCCAGUGGCUCUUCAACUUUGUUGUCGCCCGCGCCGUCCCCAAUAUGCUUGCUACCGUCGGUGCGAAUGGUUACGGAACGUACAUCAUCUUCUCCUGCUUCUGUCUCUCCAUGUUUGUGUUCGUAUGGUUCUUCAUCCCUGAGACCAAGGGUCUCUCACUCGAGAAAAUGGAUGAGUUGUUCGGCGUCACCACUUCCGAGAAUAGCAAGGUGGCCGAUGCCGAGCGGGCCAUGAGUUCGACGACCGACAAGGAGGCUGAGACCAUCGUUGAGACAAGGGUCGAAAGGCAAUAGAUAGCUAUGCGUGUAAUGUCCUGGUGAGAGAGUUCUGGU